Penicillium cinerascens is the source of this 1485-nucleotide messenger RNA. RefSeq lists its product as uncharacterized. Gene Ontology annotation, biological process: dipeptide transport; transmembrane transport; allantoate transport. The transcript is spliced from 7 exons. Lineage: Eukaryota; Fungi; Ascomycota; Eurotiomycetes; Eurotiales; Aspergillaceae. Gene Ontology annotation, cellular component: plasma membrane. Gene Ontology annotation, molecular function: dipeptide transmembrane transporter activity; allantoate transmembrane transporter activity. Bases 1 to 1485 code for a protein of 494 amino acids. The record is from RefSeq and is a predicted model, not a curated record.
AUGGGCGACGAGAAUGAUCUUAAGCGUGAUGUCGAGACUACCGGUCAUGACUUUGAGCUCGGGCAGGUGCUCGCGGUGCAGUCGACGCCCGAGGAGGAGCGAAAAGUCUUGCGAAAGCUCGACUUUGUGUUGAUUCCACUGAUGGGAUUCGCCUACUUCCUCCAGUUCCUCGACAAGCUAGUUCUGAGUCAAGCGACUCUUUUCAAUUUACGCCAGGACCUGAACAUGCACGGCAAUCAGUACUCUUGGACCUCCGCGAUCUUCUACUUCGGUUACCUGGCAUGGAGUUUCCCGAGUUCCUACGUGAUCGUUCGCCUUCCUAUUGGGAAGUACCUUUCCGUCUCGGUGUUUAUCUGGGGUGGUAUUUUGAUGUGCCAUGCUGCCUGCUCCAGUUUUGCGGGACUCAUGGUAGCUCGGUUUUUCCUCGGAGUCGGUGAAGCUGCUAUUGCUCCCGGCUUCACUUUGAUCACCGGAAUGUUCUACAAGCGAGAAGAGCAGCCAGUUCGUCAAUCGGCCUGGUUCUUCGGUAAUUGCAUCGCUGUUCUAUUAGGUGGUUUGAUUGCCUACGCCAUUGGGCAUAUCAACUCCUCGGCCAUGGCGCAUUGGAAAUUCUUGUUUUUAAUUCUGGGUGCUACCACAUCGGCCUACGGUCUGGUCUUGUUCUUUUUCUUGCCCGACUCACCUGUUAAGGCUGUUUUCCUCAAGGAAAAUGAGCGUGCCAUUGCCGUUCAACGAACACUGAAGAACAAGACUGGCGUUUUGGAUAAUGAUAAGUUCAAGUGGUCACAGGCCCGUGAUGCCCUAACCGAUCCCCAAACAUGGUUCCUGGGUUUGAACUCAUUCACGUCAAGUUUGUGCAACGGCGGGAUUACCACUUUCGCGGCCAUCAUCACAGCAGGAUUUGGCUUCAGCGACUUCAAGUCCCUCCUGCUGCAGAUGCCACUAGGCGGCGCAGAAAUUGUCUUUCUGAGUCUCACCUGUCUGGCCACCACAUUUAUCCCAAAAUCCCGUAUCAUCGCGAUGAUUCUGAAUACCAUGGUCUCCGUUGUCGGUCUCAUCCUCGUUUGGAAAUUGAAUCCCAAUAACCAAGCUGGCCGAACGGUCGGCCUAACUCUAGCCGUUGUAUACGCCAUUAACAUGCCUAUCUCCUUGAGUGUGGUCACGUCGAAUGUCGCGGGCUUCUCCAAGAAGAGUGUCGUGAGUGCACUGGUGUUUGUUUCAUACUGUGUUGGAAACAUGGUCGGGCCCCAGUUCUUCCUUUCUUCGGAAGAGCCUUCGUACCCGACGGGCAUGAAAGCGGCCAUGUCAGGUUUAAUCCUGAGUAUUGGCUUUCUCUUCGCCCUUUACCUGUACUAUACGUAUGAGAACCGUCGACGCGAUCGGCUGUAUGGAUCGGCGGAGACAAUCACUGUGGGAGCCGAGCUUCAGGAUGAGCUGUCUAACAAGACCGAUAGACAGAUUGAAAGUUUUCGCUAUAUUCUUUGA